AUGUCAACAUCAGAGAACACAACAACAGUUAUAGUCCAUGAAGCUAUAAGUGAAGAAUAUGAGUGGGUUCAGUUUAACAAACAACUCCGUCUCAUUCGUUCAGUCAAAGACGAUAUGUACCAAAUGCAAAGUAUUUUGACAGCAUGUUUUGCUCCAGAUACCAAACAUACAGACGAUUGGUUCAAAAACCAAAGCACACAAGAACUUUUGAGCGAAGCACAGCGAGACAUACUUUUUUCUGAAAACAGUGAAGAACAGCGAGCCCGACUUCCAUCGGGGUCGCCAAAACUCUAUGAAAAUCGUAAAAAUUUGCCAAAUGGUUUGAGAGGUUGGUAUGUACAUAGACUUCUUGUAAAUGCAGUUGCAAUGUGGGCUUCACCUCGCUAUGCUUGUUAUAUUUUCAUGAUGUUAGAUGAACUAUAA
Trichomonas vaginalis G3 is the source of this 423-nucleotide messenger RNA. Its product is annotated as KilA, N-terminal/APSES-type HTH, DNA-binding family. Bases 1 to 423 code for a protein of 140 amino acids. The record is from RefSeq and is a predicted model, not a curated record. NCBI's taxonomy places the organism in Eukaryota, Parabasalia, Trichomonadida, Trichomonadidae. The transcript has a single exon.